AUGACAUUUAUCGUUGGCGUGGCCUCGGCGGCCUCUCUAUCCGUUGUGUUGAUAUCGCUCGUUUCCGUUGGAGUGAUCGUUCGCGAUCUCAACGAUCUCCAAACCGAUGUCGAGAAGAGCAUGUUCGAAGUGAAGAUGAUGGCUGAUGACACUUGGGAGCGUAUGAUGGGCAUGCCUGUGAUCGGAUCCGCUGCCACUCCAGCGCCACUCGCCACUUUCCAAUCUGUUGUCGGUAUUCGUCGUGGAAAGCGUCAAGCGCCUGAGACUUGCAACUGUGGCCCAUCUUCUCGUGGAUGCCCUGCUGGACCUCCUGGACCACCUGGAGAGCCUGGACCACGUGGAGACGAUGGAUUACCUGGAGAUGAUGGACGGGAUGGAGUUAAGGGUAUUGCUCUUGCGGCUACUCAUGAUAUUCCUGGUGGAUGCAUCACUUGCCCAGAGGGACCACAAGGACCCCAAGGACCCCAAGGACAACCUGGAGCUGCUGGAAGCCCUGGACCCAAAGGACCUAUGGGACCAAAGGGACAAGACUCGCACCCUGGACCACGGGGAGAGCCUGGAGAGCCUGGACAACCUGGACAACCUGGACAAUCUGGACGUCCUGGACAGGCUGGAAGACCUGGAACUGUGGCCACUCCUGGACAACCCGGAAGACCUGGACAAGCUGGACGCCCUGGACCACAAGGACCUAAAGGAAAUGAUGGUGCUCCAGGACAAGAUGGACAAAACGGACCACAAGGACCUGGUGGUGCUGAUGGACAGCCCGGACAAGACGGUAUGCCUGGAGAGCCUGGACAACCUGGAGCUGACGGUAUGCCUGGACCAGAUGCCGCUUACUGUGCCUGCCCACCGCGCAGCGCUGUUUUCUCGCGUCGUCAA
Mesorhabditis belari is the source of this 879-nucleotide messenger RNA. The record is from the annotation of a GenBank genome assembly. Lineage: Eukaryota; Metazoa; Nematoda; Chromadorea; Rhabditida; Rhabditidae.